GAAAGAUCACAGGCAUUGAAACUAAAUCUGGAUUGGGGCGCCUGGGUGACUCGGUUGGUUGAGCAUCUGACUUCAGCUCAGGUCACGAUCUCACAGUUCAUGGGUUGCAAUCUCACAGUUCAUGGGUUGGUGGGUUUGAGCCCUACGUCGGGUUUUGCACUGACAGUGAGAAGCCUGCUUUAGAUUCUCUCUCUCUGGAUUAUAGUAAAUAGUAAAGCUACCUAUAAUUCUGUUAAUUUCCUCAAGUUACCAUUCCUUGAAUUUAUUUCACUACUGGUAGAGAUGGAGAUAAUAUCUGUUUCACAGGGCCAUAAUUAUAGUUCUUCACACACUGCCUUCUCAUAGGAGGCCUUUUGUAAAUGUUUUAUUUCAUUUAAGGUGAGUAAAAUCAGAGUGGUAAAAGAUGAAAGUUAAUCUCAGUGUCCUUUUUCAGAGAAAUUGCUAGAAAGCAACAUAGUUAAGCAGAAAUUGUGCUUCACUGAGACAUCUGCAGCUUAACGCCUUGUGUCUUGUCUUCCCAUUUCAUUCUUCAUGACUGCUAUAGUUGGUUGUGUUUUGGACCACAGACGUAGCCAGGCCCUGAAAAUCUAAAUGUGACUACUACUCUGCCCUGCUUUUAAUGGAUUUACAGUCUAUUCAGGAAAGCAGGGAAGCAUAGUUUCAGGAUAAUUAAGUGAAUGAAGACAGCAAAACGAAUUGGGUGCUGGUUAACUGAUGGAAAUUUUAUGAAGGAAACUGCUUUUGUGGUCCCCAGCUUUAUGUGUACACACACGCAUGCACAUACUCACAUACACUCACACACACCAGGUUUUCUGAUGCUCCAGCCACACUGGAGGAAACAAGUGCAAAUCUGCCACUCUCAUGAAUUCAAGAUGAAUCCUGGCACAUAGUAGGAGUUCAAUUUUUUUCAAAGUUAAUUUUGAAUCUUUAUCACCCUGUCCAAUGCACUAACAGAACUCAAAUCCUACUACCCAUCUUUCUAUGUCCCAUUUUUAGAACCCUAACUUUUCAAAAAGAAAAGAAAAAAAAAAAACUCACCAAAUCAAAAGAGAGGAAGUGCUACGCAAAUACAGGAACCAAAAAGGGUUAUAGAGGCUGCUUCAUGCUGUUUCGUUCAGUUCCUUUGCAGUCCUCUUCAGCACAUGCUAAAACAGUUCCUCACAACCUGUGGGACCAGCGCAUCUUGGGUGCGUGACAAUGGAAGAGUUAGAUGCCUUAUUGGAGGAACUGGAACGCUCCACUCUCCAGGACAGUGAUGAAUCCUCCAGCCCAGCUCCUCUUUCCCUGGAUCAGCAUUCCAGAAAGGAGACUGACCUUGCUGAGACUUCAGGUGUCCCUUCUGUUCAGAAUGAUACAAGUCCCUUGCUGGUACAGCUCGUGUAUACAACCCAUAUCCAGGAGCCCAAUAUCUACAGUGAGGUCCAAGAGCCAAACAAAGCACAGCUGCCUCCUAAAACCUCAGCAGCUGUCCAGCUGGAUGAGCUUAUGGCCCAUCUGUGUGACAUGCAAACCCAGGUUGCAGCGAAAGCAGAUGCCAGCAAGAAGCACUUAGCAAACAAGCAGGAUCAGAAAGCCUCCCUGGACUCAAUGCUGGGGGGUUUGGAGCAGGACCUGCAGGACCUUGGAAUUGCCACAGUGCCCAAGGGCCACUGUGCUUCCUGUCAGAAGCCGAUUGCUGGCAAGGCGAUCCAUGCUCUGGGGCAAGCGUGGCACCCGGAGCACUUCGUCUGCGCUCACUGCAAAGAGGAGAUUGGCUGCAGCCCCUUCUUCGAGCGCAGUGGCUUGGCCUACUGCCCCAAGGACUACCACCACCUUUUCUCCCCGCGCUGUGCUUACUGCGCUGCUCCCAUCCUGGACAAAGUGCUGACGGCAAUGAACCAGACCUGGCAUCCGGAGCACUUCUUCUGCUCGCACUGCGGAGAGGUGUUCGGGGCGGAAGGCUUUCACGAGAAGGACAAGAAGCCGUACUGCCGGAAGGAUUUCUUAGCCAUGUUCUCACCCAAGUGUGGUGGCUGCAACCGCCCAGUGUUGGAAAACUACCUUUCAGCCAUGGACACCGUCUGGCACCCGGAAUGCUUUGUUUGUGGGGACUGCUUCAGCAGUUUUUCUGCUGGAUCCUUCUUUGAACUGGACGGACGUCCCUACUGUGAGCUGCAUUACCACCAGCGCCAAGGAACACUGUGCCGCGGGUGCGGGCAGCCCAUCACCGGCCGCUGCAUCAGUGCCAUGGGCCACAAGUUCCAUCCUGAGCACUUUGUCUGUGCUUUCUGCCUGACACAGUUGUCAAAGGGCGUCUUCAGGGAGCAGGAUGACAAGACCUACUGUCAACCCUGCUUCCACAAACUCUUCCCACUGUAAUCUCAGCUGACCCCACGGUCCCCGCAGAUGCCCUGUAAAGUUUAAACCGGGAGAGCGAAGAGUACUCUGUUAUUACCGCUCUUCUCAGUGGGCAUAGAGAGAAAGUAAAUAGAUCUAGAAAGAACCUUCUAGAUGUUACAUGGCUAGGCUUGCAGUCUUAGGUUUUAGAUUUCUAGUCUUUUUUUUUUUUUUUUUUUUUAAAUCGGUACUUGGAUCUAGAUCUAGGUCCUGCUGUUAGUGCCUCUGCAGAUGCGUCUUCCACACGCACACAUUUGUUUCACUGCUGGUUUUCUCCCAUUUUCACCCCGGGGACGACCCUGCCCAUGUCUUCUCUCCUGUGGCCCUCAUAACUGGGCCCUUUCACACCUCCCUGGUUUCCCUCUGGGACUCACUUUCCUUCGACCACUGCAUUAUCCUUGCUGUCAGCAGUCCUGAGGCCCCUCCCAAGUUCCCUCCAUCUCUCUUCAGUAUAUUUCUCUUUUUCAAGAGGAUGUCGGUUUUAACUGGACUACUUUGAGUACCAACAUCACUGAUAAAUAAAACGGCUUUUAGUUUUAA
This is a messenger RNA of Felis catus (domestic cat), 2916 nucleotides long. It is a transcript of the gene LPXN, whose product is annotated as leupaxin. Lineage: Eukaryota; Metazoa; Chordata; Mammalia; Carnivora; Felidae. The record is from RefSeq and is a predicted model, not a curated record. The coding region runs from base 1198 to 2358 and encodes 386 amino acids. Gene Ontology annotation, biological process: positive regulation of substrate adhesion-dependent cell spreading; cell-cell junction organization; positive regulation of integrin-mediated signaling pathway. Gene Ontology annotation, cellular component: focal adhesion; cell-cell junction; cytoplasm. The transcript has 9 exons.